UUGAAUGUUAACUGCAGGUAAUAUAUGGACGGAGAAAACAAAGAGCUGUAUGUCAUUUAUUAAGACAUUCCUGUCUGCAUUGUCCCGUCCAUUUGGCGGGAGUCUCCAUGACAACGCCGCUUUCUUUAAUAUGGAUUCGCGUGCAUCAACCGUGAGAACUGUUGCGUGUGGUGUUGGUAACCUUUGUCUCCCGGACGUUCAGUUUUAUUCCAUACUAUUGACGACUUUAGAGGGAAUCUACCAACCAAACAGCGAUAAUGAUGUAGAAGAGGCGCUGUACGGACCAUCAGACAAUCCACUUCCAGUUCUCGAUCUUUUAGAACAGGAAAUGGCGAUGUCUGCAAGUGGCGUCGUAAAGAUUUACUUAGAAUCAAAGGAUGACCUUAAUGCCCUCUAUCCUAUCAUAAAGAUACUGAUGACCUACAAUCGUAACGUAAAUGAAGUCGAAUUUCACCUUAUGACAGGGAUAUCUCACACAUGGGUAAUCUCCUCUUUGAAGAAUAAGAUGCAGAGAUGGUCUACUUCCGUCUGUCCUUCUCGCAGCAGGAUAGCGGUUGCACCAUACAAACUAAUUGACAUACCGGAAGAACGACGUAAAAGAUCCGUUGGUGAAACUCCCAAGAUAUUUCGUUCGAAUCUCCGCGAUGCCGAACUUGCAUGGUUAAUGCGGAAUUAAAAGAUACAAUUUGGUUUCAAUUGUAUCAGUUACUAUUUUAUGGAAAUGAUUAACAACAAUGGAAUUCAUUUAAAUGAUGUUAGCGAUGCAAUACAACAGUUACUUUUUUUUUUAAAUGAAAGUAUUUCACUUGUCUGAUUGAUUAGAUUAUAAUUUUAAUUGUGCUUUAAUCAAUAGCUAAACAGGAAAAACACAGGGAUUUGUCACAUAUGCGGGGCGGAAAUCUUGUAAAACAGCUACUAUAACUCAAGCACAAUAUGCUUAAGUGAUAUAUGGAAACAAGGGAAUGAAGAAAUAAGACAAAGGAACCACGAAAAAAGGAUAGAAAACGAUGUGUAGUCCUGCUGAGUAUUUGAAUAGAUUUCAUUAUACAAUAAUUUUGAAAAAAAAAGCAUGCAAGCUCGUAAUCAUAAUGGAAGAAAUGACACUUAAAGCCAAAUUACUAAAUAUUGAACAUGCAAAUACCAUUAAAUCGUAUUUGUUAUAAUGUAUUGGUAAUACUAAAUAUCAAAUCUUUACUGCGGGUAUAUUGAUACAUUCAAAUCGUGAAAAUAUAAAUGGGAACUAAUCGUUUACCAAAAGUACAUACAUUUAUACUAAUGCAUUAACAAGAGGAAAGAAAUAUUCGAAACUGGAAACGAACUCAAUUCUAAUCAUGAACACUGGGAUACUACCUAUGGAAAUGUCGACAUCAAAUAGAUCUGUGGUGGAACACUUUUAUUAAUUUCAUUUUUACGCUGAUUGAUGGUUGUAUUCUCGGUAAAAUAUUUGCAAAAAUAAUCUUACGUAACAAUGUAUAAAACGACAUCAUAAUAUAAUAGUACUCAAUGUUUACACGCUGUAUAUAGCAAACCUUCUUCGUUUAAUCAACAAAUAAACAUUUACUGUAGUCCAAUAGCUUGCUAUAUACCACUAACAUUUUCGACCUGUAUGUCAUUGUUAUAUCGAUUUAUAAUGAUAUAGCAUCCUAGGUUUAAACGCAUGAGUUUGCUCAAUGUAAACCUCAUCAUAUGCAAUGCGUUGGGGCGGUCACGCAGUUACUGAUUGUGAACAAUAACAAUCGAAUAUAAAACGCUAGUAAAUUACCUGGUCUGUUAUUUAUGCUUCCAGAAUACUCAUUACAAGAAUCGAAAUCAUGUAUAGUGUAAAAUGUAAUAAAAAUCCGUCUUAAGAUUUAACUGUUUCAGACCUGUUACGAGCUAAAGACAAGAAUUCGAUCUAAGUAAACUUUCAUUAUUUUUUAUUCAAUUGUUAAUUGUUCCGACAUAUCACAUAUAUAUUGCAUGUAACUUUGCAUUGACAGGUAAUUGAACAUAUUUUAGUGUAGAUUUAUGUAUCCAGUUGUGACAAUCGUAUUAAUAAUCAGUAGUGUUUCGAUUAUACAUUUGUGCUAUAGUGUGUGCCAUUUUCAUAAGGUGAUAUUUUCAUACGUAUUUAUUUUAUUGGUUAUUUUUUGGUUUUGUUUUGUUUUUGAUUGCUUUUUAUUCUCAACAGGUAUGCUGUAAAAUCUUACUUAGGUUACAUCAGUCAUACACGUUUUAAUUUACCAUAAACAACGAUGACGUAAAUUACCAUGUACACCUGUGUAAUGAUUGUGAUUUGAAACUUACAAAUAAUGGAUUGUUGUGUAAAUAAUUUCCAAUUAAAGUGAAUUAGUUUGUCAGUAUAAGCUUUCACGUGAAAUAUGUGAGAUGUAAUUAUUUUGUACUAAUAAUGAUUUUUAACUAUGAUAAUCAACUUUAAACAGUUAAAUUAAAAAUCAUUGCGCCAAUCUGCCCUCAAUGAUCGGCCGUCAUCAACAGAUCAUAUACACACAGGUGAAGUUAUGAAAUACAGCAUGGUAGUGAUUCAUAUUGAAAAAUAACAUGUAAACAUAAUAAACACACUGUUUCUACAAAUUU
Pecten maximus is the source of this 2577-nucleotide messenger RNA. RefSeq lists its product as uncharacterized. The transcript is spliced from 3 exons. The record is from RefSeq and is a predicted model, not a curated record. NCBI's taxonomy places the organism in Eukaryota, Metazoa, Mollusca, Bivalvia, Pectinida, Pectinidae. Bases 5 to 676 code for a protein of 223 amino acids.